AUGGCGGACCGCGACGGGGGCCUCGACGACUCGGUAUCGCAGAGGAAGAGAAUUGCCGUGGCGUGCGGCCGCUGUCGAAAGAGGAAGAUCCGGUGCAGCGGUGAUGCCGGCAACGGCCAGCCUUGCACCAACUGCAAGAAUGCCUCGCACGCGCCGUGCCAGUUCCUGCGGGUUUCGUCCCAGGAGGUGUCUCAUGUGAAGGGCAACGCCUUUACCUAUAAUGUUGAUGCUUCACGCAUGAUGCACACCCGAGCAUCAUCAGCCGUGUCACCCCUGGGCGUUCCAGCCAACGCCUACCACGAUGGCCUGACGCUCCCUGCAAAUCGAGUCGAGUCUGCGGCCGGGUAUGGUGACAGGCCAUACUAUACCCCGUCUGCGUGGAGCGGCGAGUAUGGCGGCACCGGCGUCGACUACACGAUUUGCCAGCCCGCCUUUCCGGCAUCGGCCAGCGGCUCCUCAUUCGUGACUGGCGCGUAUGCCAUGACGGCCAAUAACACCAGCGUCAAGGCGGACGGCAUGUUGUACCUGGACGCCGGAGCCGCCUAUGGCUACGCUGCGGUGCCCACGGGCGCGGCGUCGGUUUCUCGUCAGUCGCCCGGCUCGGAGACGGGGUUUCCGUAUCAGACGGCGACGCCGGGGCUGUCGAGCUCGGUCAACAGCAGCAACGAGCGCCUGCCCCCAACACCGUCGCGGACCCUGCCCAGCUCUGGUCCCUCGGCCUACCGCGGCGAGGACUAUCGGAAGAGUUCGCAUCUUGCUGCCGGAGACGUCGCAUCUGGGCUAGGCAUCGACGUGUCUGCGGGCUAUCAGGCGUACGAUAAUGCGCCGCUGUCUUACGGCUCGCAGGUUGGCGGGCAACUGGGUCGCUCUGCCGAUCUAUACACGAAUCAGUCUCCCGACGCAACCCACGAAGGCUCUCUGCGGCCGCAAGUUCAUGGAGAGGCCGAGCCCCCUUUCCGCUACGCAGACGGCGCGGCCCAUCGAGACGCGCCCGGCUCCCUGACCGGCGGCCAAUAUUAUCUGUACCACAGACAAGGCCAACAUGGCGACUGCGCACUCUCCACGGACCUGGUGUCGGGGUCGGCCAGCGAUGCGGCUGCUAAAAGCCAGAAGUCACCGGCUCGGAACCGCUAA
This is a messenger RNA of Purpureocillium lilacinum, 1134 nucleotides long. RefSeq lists its product as uncharacterized. Gene Ontology annotation, cellular component: nucleus. The record is from RefSeq and is a predicted model, not a curated record. Gene Ontology annotation, molecular function: DNA-binding transcription factor activity, RNA polymerase II-specific; zinc ion binding. NCBI's taxonomy places the organism in Eukaryota, Fungi, Ascomycota, Sordariomycetes, Hypocreales, Ophiocordycipitaceae.